Molecule: messenger RNA, 1413 nt
Organism: Prunus armeniaca (apricot)
Lineage: Eukaryota; Viridiplantae; Streptophyta; Magnoliopsida; Rosales; Rosaceae
Source: the annotation of a GenBank genome assembly
AUGAAUAACUCGAAUGAAUCCUUGAGGAGCAAUAUGCAUGAACUUGCUAGUGAAAAGGAUCUUCUUCACAUUGAGAUGCUUAAGUUGAAGGAAAAGCUCGAAAGAGAACAAGCACGAGCGGAUGAAAUUGAAGCAAUUGCAAAUGAAGCUCAAGAGAUAGCUGAAUUAAGAAAGAACUAUGCCGACGACAAAGAGGCAGAGGUGAAGCUCUUAGAGAGGUCUGUUGAGGAGCUUGAACGUACUGUAGAUGUGCUGGAAAACAAGGUUGAUAUUGUUAAGGGAGAAGCUGAACGACAACGGCUGCAUGGAGAAGAGCUUGAAUUGGAACUUCAUGCUGUGAAACAUCAGAUGCAGAAUGUUGAAAAUGCUAAUGCUGACAUGAAGAGAUAUUUAGAUGAGAAAGAGAAAAGCCUUCAAGAAGCCCUACAGAACAUACAAAUACUUGAGAAGGAUAUAGCUGAGAAGGAUGCAGAGAUUGCCCAAUUUAAAGCACAUAUCUCUGAGCUGAAUUUGCAUGCAGAAGCACAGGCUUGUGAGUACAAGCAGAAGUUUAAGGCAUUGGAAUCCAUGGCUGAACAAGUCAGACCUGAAGGCCAUUCCACUCAUGCCACAAGUUCAUCAAACAAGUCAGAGAAACAUGCCACAAAGUCUAGAGGCUCUGGUUCCCCAUUUAAAUGCAUUGGCUUGGGCUUGGCACAACAGAUAAAAUCUGAGAAGGAUGAAGAACUUACAACCUCAAGGGUCCGCAUUGAAGAGCUUGAAUCCUUAGCAUUAAGUCGACAGAAAGAGAUAUUUACUUUGAAUUCCAAAUUGGCUGCUGCUGAAAGCAUGACCCAUGAUGUAAUUCGGGACUUACUGGGAGUCAAGUUGGAUAUGACCACUUACGUGUCACUAUUGGAUAAUCAACAAGUGCAGAAAAUAACAGAGAAGGCCCGGUUUCAUAGUGUGGAAUCCGAAGAAAAGGAACAGGAGGUAGUUAAGCUGAAAAAACAGCUGAAUGAAUUCAUUCAGGAAAGACAAGGGUGGCUCGAGGAAAUUGACCGAAAACAGGCUGAACUCAUAGCUGUGCAAAUUGCUUUGGAAAAACUUAGGCAGCGAGAUCAGUUUCUAAAAACUGAAAAUGAAAUGCUGAAGGUGGAGAACGUAAAUCAUAAAAAGAAGGUGAUGGAACUUGAAGGGGAAGUAAAUAAGCUGUCUGGUCAGCAAAACCUCCAGCAGCGGAUUCAUCAUCAUGCAAAAAUCAAGGAAGAAAAUCACAAGCUAAAAGUUCAGAAUGAAGAACUAAGCACUAAGCUCCGGCGGACAGAAGUUAUUCUUUCACGUGUCAAGGAAGAGCUUGCUCGCUUUCGUGCUUCCUGUGGGAGGAAUCCUUAUGUUGAUUUUGAUGAAGAGCAACGAUUGAGUGCCAAAUGA